UGGAUCUGCCUCCACCGUCUCACCUCAAGCGUCUUCGUCUUUAUUUUGUUUGCUGGGGGAGGGAUAUGUCGGUGAAGUUCUUGAGCCCUUUCAGCUUUCUUGCCGCGACGCCCCACUCAUUUCGCCGUGGAGUCGAGCUCCUCUGGCCUUUUCCGUGGCACCUCCGCGCCCCACCCUCCCGAUCCCCUCAUGAACUGAUCGCUGAAGACAACGACUACAUAGUGAGGCAGAAAACCCAAGUCGUCAACUACACCCCCCUCCGUUCAAUGGGCCUCUUUCGCAACCGCGAUACGCCUCUGCGUGCCAUUUACAGGCUAUACGAGUGGCUUUGCACGAACUCUAUUAACGAGGUCAUGGAGGAGACCUGGUAUCUCUUCAACCUCCAGCCUACGUGGGUGCUGAAGGAUAUCGAAGAUCCUAAGGACCCAGAUCCCAUCCGUUACGCGAUCCUGGCUGCCGUCGUCGAGCUUUUGGUCCUCUCGUUUAACAAGAAGAUUAAGUUGGGGUUACGACGUGGUAUCACAACGAAGAAGCCUCUGAUGGUCUUCGAGUUCAAGAAAGAUCCCAACCCCCCGUACGAGGAAGCACCUCCUUGGUGCGCCGAAGUCCCAGGCCCACCAGAAACGUUCAGGUCAAGUCCUAAGUUUAUGUACACAGUACUGUCAGUCUUAAAAUCUUACUCCCAAAUCAUCAGUAAAUCGGUACUGUUAUUGCAUUAUAUCUGUAGACGAGGGUGCAGCACGGCCGAAAGGUUGUCUGGAGCCCGUUGUUCAGCAAUGGACCAUUGGACACCAAGUUAAC
Cyclocybe aegerita is the source of this 801-nucleotide messenger RNA. The record is from the annotation of a GenBank genome assembly. NCBI's taxonomy places the organism in Eukaryota, Fungi, Basidiomycota, Agaricomycetes, Agaricales, Hemipholiotaceae.